Diaporthe batatas is the source of this 1679-nucleotide messenger RNA. RefSeq lists its product as uncharacterized. The transcript has a single exon. The coding region runs from base 362 to 1147 and encodes 261 amino acids. The record is from RefSeq and is a predicted model, not a curated record. Lineage: Eukaryota; Fungi; Ascomycota; Sordariomycetes; Diaporthales; Diaporthaceae.
GUACCACUGGCCAUUCCUGUCGGCAAUCGAGACAGGAUCUCGACAGCCAGUGCUUACCGUCGCAAAGCAGAUUUCCACAUGAAUCACUCCCGCCUCCCAAUCACGACCCCAGCUUUCUGCUGUGUAUCACUCCAUCUAUUGGCAGGGGGGUUGUAGGCGGGGUUGUCCAGCAUGCACUUUAAUGUGCGGUACAUGGGAGAAAAAGACUUUUUCGACCCCUGGGUUUGGCCCCUCUCCAGACCGUACAACUUUGGCGCACAAUAUUAAUAGAGGGUAGAUAGCCAGACAUCUGAUUUCACAUGGACGUUUUGCCUUGUCCCCCCCUCUAACCCAUGUUCCCACCCAUUGUGCCGCGUAAGAAAUGGAUCGCAAACGAGCAAAUGAUGCCGUGCUCUUGGUCACCGGCGCCUGGCACGUCCCGAGUCACUAUCGCAAACUGAUCGACAGCCUCGAGUCGAGAGGCAUCCGGACUGUCUGCCCCACUCUCCCAACAAACAACAACGCCGUGCCCCCCAACAAGACCUUUGAGGACGACGUCCGGCUCAUCCGGGACCUCGCGGCGUCUGAGGCUGCAAAGGGCACCCGCCUCACCGUCGUCGCCCACUCUUACGGCGGCGCCGUGUCAACCGCCGCCCUGGGCGAGCUGGCCUUCCCUGUGGAUAGUGAUGGUGACACAGUCAAGGGCGGGGUCGUGGACCUCCUCUACGUGACCACAUGUCCCCCCAGCGAGGGCCAGUCCAUGGCGAGCAUAUUCGGCGGCGUGUUGCCUCCGAUGUUUCACCCGCAGCCCGACGGUACGCUGCAGAUGGACAACCCAGAGUAUUUCUUCUACAACGACCUGUCACCCGAGGAGACCAAGAAGGCGGUGGGGAUGCUCGUGGCCCACCAGGUGGAGGCCCAGUUCGCCCCCGUCAACUGUGCGCCCGGCAUGGCGGCCUUCAGGACGAUCCCCACAAGCUACCUGGUCUGCGAGGGCGACACCGCCAUGCUGCCCCAGUUCCAGGAGAUGGCUAUUGAGAAGCUGAGAGGUGAGGGGGUUGAUGUCCGGGUUUUCCGGUGCAAUGGGGGGCACAAUGCGUUCAUGAGCGUGCCUGAGGAAGUCACCGAGGUCAUUCUCAAAGUGCUGAAGUCUCGGCGAGGGCCCUGAGACCCGGAGAGGUGUCACGAAUCUGGAUACGCGGUCCAUUCCUUAAUAUGACAGAGCGAGUGUAAUGUACGGAGAUUCUACAGUAUCUCAAUCCAACAGACGGGCCUGCCUUGAUGGAAACAUUCAUUCUCCACGUGGCCGCCCACAAUUGCUCUUCCGUACACAAUCCGAAGGCUGCAUUCCAAGGUUCAGAUUUGAACAGCUAGUCACAUCUCGAUAUCUAGGAGCAGCUCUCCCAAGGUCCGUCUCAACAUUUCCGUAGCGGUCUGGGCGCCGGAAUUGGCACUAUUUAACCUGCAUGGAGCUAACUCUGCACCAUUAUCGGAUAAUCAUGCAACAUCACUUCAGAAAUCGUGCGUGCUGCGUGUCAGCCAACCUUCGCUUGCUCAAGCGACCGCUUUCCGGUCAGACAGACGGGACAAUAUGACUUGUGUCACCGUGUCACCGCUGUGGGCCAUCCAGUAGUGUUUGGUCGUUUGUUACCGAAACCUGAUCGCAAAAUAGCACUGCAUGCAUGCACUGAAACAUAAAC